Molecule: messenger RNA, 2863 nt
Organism: Olea europaea var. sylvestris
Lineage: Eukaryota; Viridiplantae; Streptophyta; Magnoliopsida; Lamiales; Oleaceae
Product: AP2-like ethylene-responsive transcription factor ANT
Exons: 9
Coding region: 659-2560 (633 amino acids)
Biological process (GO): regulation of DNA-templated transcription
Molecular function (GO): DNA-binding transcription factor activity; DNA binding
Source: RefSeq, a predicted model, not a curated record
CUUCUGCCUACUACAUGACAGCGAGUUUUUCUGGGAAUGAUGUUUUUUAUUUGGUUAAGGCUAUGGACCCUCAUGAGUCAAAGGAUUAUUUGUGGUGGGAUUUUAGUGUAAGCGUUCGGAUUUAAGUUAAAACUGUAUAGUAGACGAGAUUUCAAAGCUGUUUAAUACUGUCGUAUAAACAUUAGAUUAGGUUGUAAUGUGAGUAAAAAGGGAAAAGAAAAGGAAAAGGGAGGCACGGCAGAGGAGGAGCGGAGGAAAAGCAAAAGAAAAUGUCUUUCUCAAACACGGAUCCCUAUGGAAUGCAGGAAGAAUGCCCAGCAUUGCUUGCUGGAACUUAUUCUUUUUGUUUUGUUUAAAGUGCUUUGCUUUGUUUUCUUUAGAAAUCUUUUCAGAGAGAGUGAGGAGGAGAAAGCAAAAGAAAGAGACAAUAGAUCCACCGGUCACUAGAGGAUACGCUUUAGCCAGAUUUUGGCUUAGAUUUCAUUCUACUUAAGACUGCACCUGCAAAACAAAAAUGGAGGGAACUAAGCAACAGAGCGAGCUCACAUGAUUAGUUUAAUAGUUUCCCAAUGAUUGACUUCCUUUGAAAAAUAUUGCCAAGGAUUUAUUAUUAUUUUUUUUUUCCCUCAAAAGUGUGAAAGGAGAUACGUAGAGGAAAAUGAAGUCCAUGAGUAAUGAAAAUAACAGCAACCAAAAUAAUAACUGGUUGGGUUUCUCUCUUUCUAGUCAAAUGGAGGCUUCUUCGGAUCAUCAUCAAACUCAAUCUUGUUCUAACACAGUCUCAAAUUCAAUCCCCUCAAGCUUUUCCUCUAGUUUUAACUAUCCAGGAAUUUAUUAUGGGGAAAAUACUGGGUUUUACUCUCCUUUAACUGUGAUGCCACUGAAGUCUGAUGGAUCAUUGUGCAUUAUAGAAGGCAACAGGACACAGCCACAAGGUAUAGUAACUUCAACUCCUAAAGUGGCGGAUUUCUUUGGCGGUGCAACAAUGGGGACCCAUCAUUAUGAAGGCUGUGACAGAGGAUGUAUGGCUCUCAGUCUAGACAGUAUGUAUUAUCACCAAACCCCGGAUAAUCAGGCCAACAAUGGCCAAGAUUUUCUAAAUUCUUUCCAAGAGAACUCCAGGCAGCAGCAAAUUCAUGUUCAGGAAUAUCCACAUUACUCUGCAUUUAGAGGGCCUGAUUUGUACCAACAGGCACCCCAAGAGGAGCCUAAAGAAACUUGCAAUCUUCACCUCCCAACAAUGGCUGAUGGUGAAAUGAGAAACUGGGUAUCAAGAAAUUAUCCUAAUGGGCAUGCAUUGGAGCAGAAGAUGGGCAUUUGCCUGGAUGAUAAUGGGGGAGAAUCUGGUCCAAAUUGUGUAAUGGGUUAUGGGGAUUUGCAGUCUUUAAGCUUGUCCAUGAGCCCAGGUACGCAAUCUAGCUGUAUUACUGGUUCACAACACAUUGCACCUGCUAUUGGCUUGGAAAAUAAGAAAAGGGAUUCUGAGAAGGUUGCUCAGAAGCAGAUUGUUCAUAGGAAGUCCAUAGAUACAUUUGGGCAAAGGACUUCACAGUAUAGAGGAGUCACAAGGCACAGAUGGACAGGUAGAUAUGAAGCCCAUCUAUGGGACAACAGUUGCAAGAAAGAAGGUCAAAGCAGGAAAGGAAGGCAAGUUUAUCUAGGGGGCUAUGAUAUGGAAGAAAAGGCUGCAAGGGCUUAUGAUUUGGCAGCACUUAAAUACUGGGGACCUUCAACCCAUAUCAAUUUUCCGUUGGAAAAUUAUCAUCAAGAACUUGAAGAAAUGAAGAACAUGACCAGACAGGAAUAUGUUGCUCACUUGAGAAGGAAAAGCAGUGGCUUCUCGAGGGGAGCUUCAAUUUAUAGAGGAGUCACAAGCAGACAUCAUCAACACGGACGUUGGCAAGCUCGGAUUGGCCGAGUUGCUGGAAACAAGGACCUCUAUCUAGGGACAUUUAGUACUCAAGAAGAAGCUGCUGAGGCAUACGACGUAGCAGCUAUAAAAUUUCGAGGGGUUAAUGCAGUGACCAACUUCGACAUCUCAAGAUAUGAUGUAGAGCGGAUUAUGGCAAGCAGUACCCUGCUUUCAGGGGAAAUGGCUAAACGAAACAAGGACAUGGAUUCAAGCAACAAGAUCCCAUAUAGCAAUCCUAAUCAUGACCAUCAUUUGGAAGUUGCAAAUGCCUCGAAGGAGGAUACUAGCAAUUUGCCUGACUGGAAAAUGGCACUCUAUCAGAAACCAGGUGGAGUAGAUGAUUUUGGAAGUGCAUCUUACUCUAUCGGCGUAAAUGGUAUGAUUGGGAUCGAGGCAAUGAGCUCUACUCAGCAUGAUGUGGAUGAACAUGGAAAAAUGGUGAGUCACUUGUCAAGUGCUUCUUCACUGGUGAACGACUCUAGAGAAGGCAGCCCAGACAAAAGCAGUGGCCUUCCUUUGCAUAUUUCAAUGCCUCCACCAGCAUCCAACUUUUUUACAAGUUCAACAAGUAGUGUGAAUUCAUGGAUUUCAACAGCCCAGAUGAAGUCUCAAGUGCCACUUUUUGCUGCAUGGACAGAUGCAUCCUAAAAUAUUCUCUGUGAAGUCUUUUGGUAAUGGAACCUAUAACUGGUUUCAAUUUUCAAGUUGUUUUUUUUCUCUUCUCCCCCGAAUUAUUGACUAAAUCUAUGGGGCAGCCUUAAUAGUUAUGAUGGUUUGGGGUUUUCUGUGCAAUGGUUUCUUACUCUGUCCCCAAUAGCAAAUGAGCAAGUAAUGUUAUGUUCAUCAUGUUUCUUUUAUCCCCAUAUCAUCAUUUCCAAGUUUUUGGAUCCAUGUAUUUCCCAGUUUCCACAUUUAGUGAAGCUUUCUCAGUGCAAUAACUGCUUAAAGUAA